AUGUGGUCCAACAUCAGUGCUGCCCCUUUUCUGCUGACUGGCUUCCCAGGUCUGGAGAUGUUUCAUCCUUGGAUUUCCAUCUCCUUCUUUGUCAUCUAUGUCUCCAUACUCCUCAGCAAUGGCACCCUCCUCUUCCUCAUCCGAGAAGACCACACACUUCAUGAGCCUGUGUAUUACUUUCUGGCGAUACUGGCAGCCACAGACCUUGGAGUGACCUUGACGACGAUGCCCACCGUGCUUGGUGUUCUGUGGCUGGAUCACAGGGAGAUCAGCCACGGAGCCUGCUACUUCCAGGCCUAUCUCAUCCAUUCCCUCUCCAUUGUGGAGUCUGGAGUCUUGCUUGUGGCCUAUGAUCGUUUUGUUGCCGUCUGCAAUCCUCUGAGAUACACCUCCAUUCUCACCAAUGCUCAGGUGGUGAAGAUGGGUCUAGGGCUUCUACUGAGAGGAUUUAUACUUGUCGUGCCCAUAAUCACCACCCUCUCUGGAUUCCCCUACUGCAGAUCCCACGGCCUCUCCCAUGCCUUCUGCCUGCACCAGGAUGUGAUCAAACUGGCCUGUGCCGACAUCACCUUCAACAGACUCUAUCCUAUAGUCCUGGUCUCACUGACUGGAUUUUUAGACUCUGUGCUCAUUCUUAUCUCUUACAUCCUAAUCCUUAAGACUGUCAUGGGAGUUGCUUCAGGUAAAGAGCAGGCUAAAGCGCUAAAUACAUGUGUCUCCCACAUCAGCUGUGUUCUGGUUUUCUACGUCACUGUGACUGGGCUGACCCUCAUUCAUCGAUUUGGGAAAUACGUGCCACAAGCAGUUCAUAUUAUCAUGAGCUAUGUCUAUUUCCUCUUCCCCCCAUUUAUGAAUCCAAUAAUCUACAGUGUUAAGACCAAGCAGAUACAGAAUGGUCUCACUCGCCUUUUCUCUUUCCAGAGACUUUGA
This is a messenger RNA of Sus scrofa (pig), 930 nucleotides long. RefSeq names its product olfactory receptor 51B2-like. NCBI's taxonomy places the organism in Eukaryota, Metazoa, Chordata, Mammalia, Artiodactyla, Suidae. Gene Ontology annotation, molecular function: olfactory receptor activity; G protein-coupled receptor activity. Gene Ontology annotation, biological process: G protein-coupled receptor signaling pathway. The record is from RefSeq and is a predicted model, not a curated record. Gene Ontology annotation, cellular component: plasma membrane.